GCUCUGCGGCGGACGCCAGGCGGGAGCCCGGCGGCGGCUGCUGGUGGUGGGCUAACGGCCGCUGAGGCUUGGGCAGCUGCGGCCGUACGUGGGAGGUGCCCGGCGGCGUAUACGCCCUUCUGAGGAGGUAGAAAAUGGCUGAAUACUUGAAAAAAUCCUUCAAAGACAGUCUGGACAGCAUAAAAGAACGAAUGAAAGAGAAAAGAAAUCAGAAAUGGACAAAGAUGGGUAAAAAUAGGCAUAUAUCCACUGUAAAGUGCAAAAUAGCAACCAACAGCUCCAAGCAAAUGAAGAGCCUCCAAGCAAGCAACAGAGACCUAGUUCAGGCUUUGCAAGAAGAAAAGCUCAAACUGAGGGAUGCCCAGGCUACCAUUCUUCAUUUGAGGAAAGAGUAUCAUGAUCUGAAGGUUCAGAUGUUUGAUUUGCAAAGGUUCAAGCAAGCACAAGGACUUGUUGAGAAUCGACUGUCAGCCUUGAAUGAGAUAAUUUCAAGAGUUUCUCAGAAUUUACUAAACUCAAUUGAUCUCCUUGGCCCAGCAGAGAAUUUGUGUUCCAUAAGUGUAAAUCAGAGAGUGCUUUCUUCAGUUCCUGAAAAUAGUUCCAGUGCCAUAGGACAAAUACAUUCAGUAGGACCUCUGCAGUGUGCUGAUGAUCAAGUACUUCCAAGUGGGAUGGAGGCUGAUAGUGAUAGAAAUGGGCUGGCUCAUUCUGUGUCAGACACCUGUGAGAAAUCAGAGAAUGCCAUUUCCUUAAUCAAAAUAGUUCCAACCAAAGGGGAAACAUCUGAUUUUCAUCUGGACAACAUAAGGUCAGAGCUAGAAAAUGUUUCUUCAAGUGGAAAGGAUGGAUUUGGUGACGUGUUACCAAAAAGUGUGUCCACCAGGCGUCGCUAUUCAAAGAUGAGAAAUCACGAAGACCUUUGCACUGGUGUCUUGGACGGUUCCGAAGCACCUGAUUCAACAAAAGAGCUUUCUAAACAGGAUGAAAUUAGACUUGAAGAAAGUCUAGAAAAGUAUACUGUAGAAAACAUAAAUUCAGCUAUUUCUCAGUUGAACAAAAACAAGGUAGGCUCAGAGCUGGUGUUGAGGCAGAUAGAUUCUGAAACUGCGCAGUUCAACUUAAACAAUAAUUCUGGUCUUAAACAACGUGUGUGUAAAAGCAGAGAAGACUCUCAAGUAAGGAAAGAGAAGCAUCAGAAGGGAAAACGGGAAUGGCCUAAACAUACUUCCAGACAAAGACCAAAAAAAAGACAGAGUGAAGUGGCUUCCAAAGAAAAGUCUGAUUUCUUGGGUGGCUCCAGUGAUGCUUAUGACUUUCACUUUGAAGAGUGUGUCCAUGUUACACCUUUUCGACAAAAUAAGGUGAACGACGCAGAUGGUGGUGUGGAUGACAAAGACGACUUAUGCAAAACUAAUACCAUCGAGUCGAGUGAUAUUGAAGAAGAUUCAGAUGAUAGCCUCUAUGAGCCUUACAAGAGUAAAUCGAAAAAAAGGAGUUCAGUGGAGAAGAAAGAUACAUUGCCAGUCCAUGCAAGGCCAAGGUCUAAAAGAUGUUUGGCGCAGCGUGAGCAGAGACUCCAUAAUGAAAAAGAGACUGAAAGCAAUAAGUCAAGGGACAAGUCUAUUAGGCAGCCUUCUGAGCCAUCUCGUGAUCAUCUUUGUGAUGUUACCAAUACCACUCCAUUGCUCCCCAGCGCUGGCAACGCAGCUAUUGUCCCAGAAGGUGAAGGACCACGAUCUCCAAAACGCAAGCGAAGCUGUACUCUUACUGUGAGCUAUAAAGAACCAAGUAUUGCAGGGAAACUCAGGAGAGGAGAUCCAUUUACAGACAUAAAUUUUCUGCAUUCUCCAAUUUUCAAGCAGAAAAAAGAUGCUAAACAGUGUUCUCUUAAGAAAGAAUCCCUGUCAAAAUACAAUGAGAAAUUUGUUGGUUGUUGUUGAUAUUUCCAGUCAUGAUAGCAAAACUAUGCUUGCUCCAUGAAGAAAGGAAAUCUUUCGUCCAGGAAAUUAUUGUUGCACAAUAUCUUACACAAAUAUACAAUUAUUUGUGUCUAAUAUUGAGGAUAUAAAAUUGAGGGGGUUUGCUUUUAAUCUAGUGACUCAUUGAUAAAGAAGAUACAAGACUACUUUUAUAACUACAGUGAUUCCAUUCAAAUGCUUUUGAGAGGAAGCAUCCCUACAUCAUGCAUCUGUGAGUAUAUCAGAAAUAUCUGAUGGAAAAGACCGUGAAUGUAAUUUCAUGACUUAUACCCUGCUUGAUCUCACAGUGGUUAGCAAAGGUAAACUUUAGGCAUGUAAGAUCAAAUGUUUUUGUGUUUGUUUUUUUUUAAUAGCUGUAUAUAUUUUUAAUAGCUGAUCUUGUUUAUGUAAUAGUUGUAGUUUCAUACUGAAGCUCAUAAUAAAUGUCUUUAUGUUUGGAAACAGCUCAGAGCUGGUGGGUGUUCUUUAUGCGCAGUUUCCAUAUUUGCUUCAAGGGUAGCAAUGUCAGCACUAGGCGUACUGUACUGGCAUAAGCAUUGUUUAGAAGCAAGAUUGCCAGUUGUAAUUUAUGUAGCUGGAGCCCUCAAAAGUAGCAAUUUAGGGUUGGUUGGUACUGCUGUGAAUGCCAGUUAUAAUCAACUUAAUCAGAUAGGAACAAAUCAAAUUUAUCUGUGAAGGUUGGUGAAGAGUGCUCUGCUUUGGUGGAGGGUAAAGUAAACUGCUAUUAUGGGACUUUGAUAAUUUUGGUCCUGGUUUGCCAAGUGCCUUUACCAGAGGAAGAUCUGCCACAUCUGAACUGGUACAGUUUGGUACCACAGUAGGCAGU
This is a messenger RNA of Harpia harpyja (harpy eagle), 2805 nucleotides long. RefSeq names its product shugoshin 1 (gene SGO1). The transcript has 9 exons. Gene Ontology annotation, cellular component: nucleus; chromosome, centromeric region. The record is from RefSeq and is a predicted model, not a curated record. NCBI's taxonomy places the organism in Eukaryota, Metazoa, Chordata, Aves, Accipitriformes, Accipitridae. Gene Ontology annotation, biological process: meiotic chromosome segregation. Bases 135 to 1940 code for a protein of 601 amino acids.